CAAAACUAGCUAGCUGCUACAAUAAUCAAGCAAUUAAAGAUGAAAGUUUUGGCUCUAGCCUUGCUCUUGUUGCCCUUCUUGGCCUCGUUUCUCCGUCAUUUCGGGCCGCCGGAAACAGGGGAAGCAGAUGGGCCAUGCGAGAGCGUGAGCUCAAUCAUCAGCCGUCAGAUGUUCGAGGAAAUGCUUAAACACCGCGGCGAUCUCAGGUGCCCCGGCAGCUUCUACACUUACGAUGCGUUCAUCGCCGCCGCAGAGGUGUUUCCCGGCUUUGGAAGAACCGGCACCCUCGACAUUUGCCGGCGAGAACUUGCGGCCUUCUUCGGCCAGACUUCUCAUGAGACCAGAGGUGGUUGGAGUGGUGCACCUGAUGGGAAAUACUCUUGGGGAUAUUGUUGGAUCGAACAACUAUCUCCACCGUCCAUCUAUUGCAACACCACAUAUGUCAAAUAUCCCUGUACCGCAGGCAAAAGAUACCAUGGUCGCGGCCCAAUUCAACUCACCUGGAACUUCAACUACGGGCGGGCCGGGCAAUAUCUGGGUUUGGACCUGCUCAACGACCCAGACACAGUGAAGAAGAACGCAACGAUCGCCUUCAUGACAGCAAUGUGGUUCUGGAUGACAACGCAGCCGCCGCGACCAUCAUGUCACGACGUGAUCACCGGGCAAUGGAUCCCUUCAAGCAACGAUACUGCGGCGGGCCGCCUGCCAGGCUUCGGCGUCAUCACCAAUAUCGUCAACAGAGGGGAGUGUGGUCAUGGCUACGACAGUCGAGCUGCCAGCCGAAUAGGCUUCUAUGAGCGUUACUGUCACAUAUUGGGCACAGAUAUGGGGAACAAUUUGGACUGCUAUAAUCAGGAACCUUUCGGUUGGGAGUAUGUUGACCCGAUCCCGGCUCAACCCAUGCUUUGACCACAUUUAGAAACUGAAGGAGUUUUUAUCUAAUACUUACAUAUUAGAUAAAUAAGAGCAGUUAAGUUUAAUUAUUAUAUAAUGGUAGACAUGAUGGUCACGUCCAUGCAGUUUGAGUUUCCUAAAGUUGUGGAAGCGUGUAAUAAUUUUCUUAGA
Molecule: messenger RNA, 1065 nt
Organism: Phalaenopsis equestris
Lineage: Eukaryota; Viridiplantae; Streptophyta; Magnoliopsida; Asparagales; Orchidaceae
Product: endochitinase-like
Exons: 3
Coding region: 40-909 (289 amino acids)
Biological process (GO): carbohydrate metabolic process; defense response to fungus; cell wall macromolecule catabolic process
Molecular function (GO): chitinase activity
Source: RefSeq, a predicted model, not a curated record